This is a messenger RNA of Bacillus rossius redtenbacheri, 541 nucleotides long. Its product is annotated as protein trunk. Gene Ontology annotation, molecular function: signaling receptor binding. Lineage: Eukaryota; Metazoa; Arthropoda; Insecta; Phasmatodea; Bacillidae. Bases 1 to 408 code for a protein of 135 amino acids. The transcript is spliced from 2 exons. The record is from RefSeq and is a predicted model, not a curated record.
AUGUUUUCGUUCUGUGAAGGUAGGAAUUAUAAUGCGAACUACACACUAUGUGAAAAAGUUCCUGUAGAAAUGUUGCGAAUUGCGUUCGGACAAGCGUUCAACAGCCGUUAUAUGUCAGUAGGUACUAAACGAUGGAAGGACCUAGGCCCGGAUUUUUUCCCGCGUUUUCUUCUUUCUAUGGACUGUUCAAAUCAGAAGUGUUGGUACGACUCAUACGAGUGCACACCUAAAUCGUUCACUGUGAAAGUGUUACGUAAAGUGCGGGACUAUUGCUUACCGAAAAAGGGUACCAACGUAAAUCUCGUUAGAUUAAACUCUAAUAAAAACUUCGAAACGUUGAGCGAACUGUGGGUCUGGGAAGAAAGAGCUGUGGCUUUCUGCUGUGAGUGUGGCGCCGUCAAGAGUUGAAACACAAGUAGCCCAAUAGCGAUUACGUUUUGAAUACUUUAAUGUAGAAACUUUAUGUGUACAUAUUGAGGUUUAUUUAUGCGCGUGGAACAAAACAUUUUGUAAUUAGCCUAAAUAAAUGAAGUAAAUUUGA